Molecule: messenger RNA, 717 nt
Organism: Rotaria sp. Silwood2
Lineage: Eukaryota; Metazoa; Rotifera; Eurotatoria; Philodinida; Philodinidae
Source: the annotation of a GenBank genome assembly
AUGAAAAGUGAAGAUUUACAGAAAGUGGUAGCUUUGAAGCAUCAGAAUGGUGAUUAUCGAACGAAAAUUUUUCCUGAUUUGAAUGGAGUACUUGGUUUGACAACUAUUAAAAGAUGGUGCAAAAUGAUUGAUGAAACCGGUUUUAUCAAUUUGACAACAUCACCAGGUCCUCUACGUACAAUUCGAACUGAAGAUGCUAUAAAGAAGGUGUUCGACAUUGAUGGUGUUUACCAUGCCAAAAACGAUCGUGUUUGGACUGUAAAUCGUGAUGAAGCUGAUAAAAAAGGUGGUAUUCAUCAGAAAAAAGCAUUUCCCCAAAAGGUCAUGGUUUGGCUUGGUGUUUGUUCAAAAGGUGUAUCAUCUUUGGUGAUAUUUGAUCAAGGUACAUAUGGAAAUCAUGUCUUCGGAAAUGACUGGACAUUCCGACAAGACGGUGCUAAACCCCACGUUCAUCAAUUAACACAACAAUGGUGUCAUGACAAUUUUCCAGGAUUUAUCGAUAAAGAUCAUUGGCCACCUAAUAGUUCUGAUCUCAAUCCAUUGGAUUACUGUAUAUGGGAUGAAAUUAUAAAGUUCAUUGAUUGCAAUAGAGCGACAUCCAAAGCAACGAUGAUCCAAGAAUUAACACAUUCAGUAAAAAAGAUUCGACAAAAUGUUAUGUUUGAAAGUUGUAACUCGUGGACCAAUCGAUUGUAUCGCAUGUCAAAAAAUGAAUAG